AUGAUUUGUCUGAACAGAGCUGAUUUGAUAAAAGUUUACGAUGGUGGAAGUUCAGAAUAUCCAGUGAUAAGAUCAUUGUGCAAUGAAAUAUCACAAGUUGAAAUAUUAUCGACGGGACCCGAUUUGUACAUUGAAUUCGUUGCAAAUUCCGAGUGGCCCGGACAAGGAUUCAAAGCGAAUUAUCAUUUUCAAAAUUUAGAUGGAAUCCAUAUUAACGGCAAGUAUACCAAUGCAAUUUAUACGUUAACAAUUAUGACGUCACCAAUCAUGACGUCAUCGAGAAAAAAAAUACGUAUAAUUUUUUAA
This is a messenger RNA of Pediculus humanus corporis (human body louse), 306 nucleotides long. RefSeq lists its product as uncharacterized. The record is from RefSeq and is a predicted model, not a curated record. The transcript has 2 exons. NCBI's taxonomy places the organism in Eukaryota, Metazoa, Arthropoda, Insecta, Psocodea, Pediculidae. The coding region runs from base 1 to 306 and encodes 101 amino acids.